AAGCCUCAGCCUUUUGCGUAGGAUUAACUCAAACUAGUAGGUGCAAACAUCUGUCUGUCUGUAAUGGUACUUCCGCGUAGAAUUUUAAUAACUUUUUUUUAAGCAGAAUAUUUUGUGCAAAUUAAGAUUAUUUUUGCAGUCACUUUUUUCAACUUUGGCCGCGUCUGUCUUCUCUCUCUGUCUCUCUCUAUCUUUCUCGUCAACUUCGGCCUCGUCUGUCGUCUGUCGUCUGUCUCUCUCUCUCUCCAUUGACAUUUGCAAUUACACGGGACCCAUCGAAAAAUGCUUAUAAAAGUUUUAUAACAGAAUGACCUCGGGGGAAAUCUGCAAUUUCUCUUAAUUCAUCGAAAAAGCUAAUAAAACUCGCAGAGAGACAGAGAGAGCUGAGGAUGGCGAGUUACAAGUACAAGAUGUUGGGGUUCAGCAGGAAGUUUAAGAUGAACGAGCUAGGCCCACCGGCCGACGUGCAGAAAGCGUUCUCGAAGUUCGCCGAGGGUGGCGACCAGAUGUCGGCCUCUCAGCUCCGUCGGUUCCUGGAGGAGCACCAGGACGAGGUGGAAAGCACCGUGGCUGAUGCGGACCGAAUCAUAAAGCACGUUCUGCAUGGGCGCCACGAGGCCCAUAGCGCCAAGCAAAGCCUUUCCCUCGCCGAUUUCUUCCAUUUCCUGUUUCUCGAUGAUCUCAAUGGCCCCAUCAAAUCUCAGGUACACCAUGAUAUGACUGCUCCAUUGUCACAUUAUUUCAUAUAUACAGGGCACAAUUCCUACUUGACUGGGAAUCAACUCAACAGUGAUUGUAGUGAUGUCCCACUCAUCAAGGCGUUGCAGAGAGGUGUGAGAGUAAUUGAACUUGAUAUAUGGCCGAAUUCUACAAGAGAUGAUGUUCUUGUUCUUCAUGGAAGGACACUGACCACUCCUGUGAAGCUCAUCAAAUGUUUGCAGUCCAUUAAAGAGUAUGCGUUUGUUAAGUCUCCCUACCCUGUCAUCAUAACUUUAGAAGACCACCUUACCCGUGAUCUUCAGGACAAAGUUGCCAAGAUGCUCACUCAAACAUUUGGAGAAAUGUUGUAUUACCCCCAGGGAGAAUGCUUAGCUGAAUUCCCUUCACCAGAGUCAUUGAAAUAUCGAAUUGCUAUCUCUACCAAGCCACCAAAAAUAUACCUUGAAUCUGAGAAUAGCAAGGAUAAGGGUAGUAGCUUCAAUGGUGAAAGGGAAAUAUCUGAAGAAUCAGCAUCAGGAAAGGAGACACCGACUUUUAAUGCUGAGCCAGAAGAAGAGAAAAACAACAGUGAUCCAGAUGAUGAAGAUAUCAAUGGGUGUGUUCACAAAUCAGCCCAAGAAGGAGCACCUGAAUACAAACGAUUGAUUACAAUUCAUGCUGGGAAACCAAAGGGUAGUUUAAAGGAUGCAUUACAAGUUGUCGUUGACGAAGUUAGACGUCUUAGUUUGAGUGAACAAGCACUUGAGAAGGCUGCCUCAAAUCAUGGAACUGAUGUUGUAAGGUUCACGCAGAAAAAUAUACUAAGAGUAUACCCUAAAGGAACACGUGUCACCUCCUCUAAUUACAAGCCACAUAUUGGGUGGAUGCAUGGGGCCCAGAUGGUUGCAUUUAAUAUGCAGGGACAUGGCAAAUUGCUUUGGUUGAUGCAGGGGAUGUUUAGAACCAAUGGAGAGUGUGGUUAUGUUAAAAAACCUGAUUUUCUGAUGCAAAGGGGUCCUCAUAAUGAGGUGUUUAAUCCUAAAAGAACCUUCAUAGUGAAGAAGACAUUAAAGGUGAAAAUAUACAUUGGAGAUGGGUGGCACUUGGAUUUUAGCCGAACACACUUUGAUUCAUUCUCGCCACCUGAUUUCUACACAAAGAUUCGUAUUGUUGGGGUGCCAACUGAUGCUGCCAAGAAGAAAACAAGAAUAAUUGACGAUGAUUGGGCUCCUUCUUGGGAUGAAGAGUUUGAAUUCCCUUUGACAGUUCCGGAUCUUGCCGUGCUUCGGAUUGAAGUACGGGAGUACAAUAGGUCUCAGAAGGACGACUUCGGUGGGCAGACAUGUUUGCCUAUCUCAGAAAUAAAACCCGGGAUCCGUGCUAUCCCACUCUAUGACCGAAAUGGAGAGAAACUAAAAUCUGUGAAGCUUCUAAUGCAGUUUCAGUUUGUAUAGGCCAUAGGAUUUCAUUCAUCCAGGACAUAUGCUCUUGUAAUUGAGUCCAUAUUACAUUUUUACACCGUUUUGAGCUAGAAGUUACAGGUGUGCGUUUUAACUAGUUGAUACAAAGCUCGUGGCCGUGUUUCCCUUUCAGAAUAGGCAUUGAUAAUUGGAGAGGCAGUCUUUUAUUUGGGUCACCGGAUUCUAACGAGUCAUCAAUUUUCACAGAUUGUUUUGGAUUAGAGACUCGCAGCGAUUGAGAAUCAAGGAGUGAGGAGCAGCAAUGGUCAUAUUAAAAAGGUUAAAGGUUAAUUAUGAAAGUCAUCUUGAAAAAGAUUGUUUCAUUA
Molecule: messenger RNA, 2485 nt
Organism: Carya illinoinensis
Lineage: Eukaryota; Viridiplantae; Streptophyta; Magnoliopsida; Fagales; Juglandaceae
Product: phosphoinositide phospholipase C 6-like
Exons: 9
Coding region: 390-2153 (587 amino acids)
Biological process (GO): phosphatidylinositol-mediated signaling; lipid metabolic process
Molecular function (GO): phosphatidylinositol-4,5-bisphosphate phospholipase C activity
Source: RefSeq, a predicted model, not a curated record